Cladophialophora carrionii CBS 160.54 is the source of this 1968-nucleotide messenger RNA. RefSeq lists its product as uncharacterized. Bases 1 to 1968 code for a protein of 655 amino acids. The transcript has a single exon. Lineage: Eukaryota; Fungi; Ascomycota; Eurotiomycetes; Chaetothyriales; Herpotrichiellaceae. The record is from RefSeq and is a predicted model, not a curated record.
AUGACUUCGCUCGAGUACAAGCCUGAUCCCGGCGCCACCCCAGAUGACCACUGGGCCACCGUCUAUCUGUCCAUGCGCGAUGCGUCGGGAGAGAUACCCAUCAACUACAUAACCCAUCCAGGUGUGCAUGUUACGCAAGCAUGCUUUGCCGAUGGGGUGUACGACGAUCUCCCGACGCAGACCUGUAUUUCAAAUCUGUUCGCCCGCCAUUUCCGCCGACUAAUCAUCGAUCUAUACUGGGACAACAUCAACCGCCAAUUCAACCUCUGUCCUGUCGAAUUACCUCCGCUGGUUGGCAACUCAUCGGCUGGCUACAGCGUCGAUACGUCUGCACUCUACUCGAUCACAGAGUCCACAUCGCUCAGUCCCACAACUCCGACCACCAUAGUUGCGUCAAAUGCAACAACAUCUUUAGGAAACUCCCGUGACAAGCGCCAGUCUUCGGAUCCGUCCUUGACCGCCUCAACAUCAUCGACAGAUUCUUUGCCUGCUACGUCUGUGAACGCCACUGCGACGGUCAGUAGCAGUGCUGCCACCUCGACCACCGGUGUGGCAGUUCCCACUUCCACGGGUGCUUCUGGUAGCACGUUACUGGAGUUGGGUCCUUACGUGUGCAGCCUCGAUCUUAACCUCGGCUCCAUCAUUUCUUUGUACGAUGACUACUUUGACCACACAUCAGAUACCAUCUCAGCACGACUACAGUUUCUGGAUAUCAAUCUCCACGCUGCGGCACCUUUUACAGAUCCUUCAGCUCCUGCCCAUACGCCCAUGUCCGGUCGACUCCCCAGUGGCGAGGAUCUUGUAGGAGCUAAGUUUCGCAACAAUUUUGCGAGGAACGUCUUCACACCGCAGGACCUGGAAGAGGAUCGACAGAAUCUCAAUCGGUCCUGGUUUCGAGACAAUUAUCGAGUCAACACUGACACGGCAUACUUUAGCACCGUAGCCACAGCCAAGGACCGCGUGCUUUCCACCCCGGACGGCUGGCCGGGUGAAGCUUGGGUCUUGCUCACCGACAGUCGGAGGCUUCUGGUGAGCUGGGGCCAGAUUGAUGCUCAAAUGGCACAGUAUGAUUUCCUGACCGACUCAAGCAACGUCUUCAAUGCAAGUGAUCUGAACACAACUCCGGCAGUUGAAUGGGACGCCCGCGGCGAUAUAACAUCGGGCUGCUUCUACCACGAAGGGGAGAGCACUUUCGCCGCGACCAACGGGUCCUGGGCAGUGGCGGUCAUCGAUAACACAGACCCCAGCGCUCUUCCCACUCUCGCCCAGAACAUGACAGCAUGUGGCAUCUCUCCGGUGCUUAACAUGACCAUUGGUGGCUCCAGCCCACUAAACAAUAUGUCAUCCUAUCGUGACUUUGUCCAAUCGACCGUCUUUGGGUGGGCUCCGGGUGAGCCGGCAAACGCUUCCUCAAUGAAGGAGAAUGACGACUUGCGGUGCGCCGUACUGGACUCGACCGGUGGUUACCGAGGGCACUGGCGCGUCGAAACCUGCCAGAAAUCACGCAGGGCUGCCUGUCGUAUUGCUGGCCAACCAUAUGCGUGGCGGCUGUCCACGUUCAACGUCCCUUUUGGUGCUGCUCCCGAUGCAUGUCCAGAACAUACCGAGUUUGAUCUUCCAAGGACCGGGCUUGAGAACACAUACCUGUAUCAUAAGGUGCUGAAUGAUACCUCUCGCGACUGUGAUGAUGAUGAUUGCGACGAGAUCAUGUCCGGGAUCUGGAUCAAUUUCAACUCCCUCGACCAGCCUAAUUGUUGGGUGAUAGACGGUCCGAACGCGACCUGUCCAUACUCGGACUUUCAAGAAGGACAGCAACAGCGACAGAUCCUCAUCCCUACCAUCGCAGCCAUUAUCAUCUUAAUCUUGAGCGUUUUGACUCUGCUGGUCAAAUGUAACCAGAAUCGCAGGAAUGGCCGGGCAAGGAGACGGGGAGAAAAUGGAUGGGAGUACGAGGGGAUUCCUUCCUGA